AUGUGUUCUUCAACCUAUGGCCGGAGCAGUCCUUAUGCAACAGAAGUCAUGAAGAUGAAGAAGAGGGAGCUGGCAGCAGGCAUUAAGGAUUCAGAUGUUCUCAUCAAGAGACUGGUGGACUAUGGGAUUUUCACACCUGAACAAAAGCUGGCUCUGUCUUACUACAAGACACACCUUGAAAAAGUGACCAGGGUCUUGGACAUACUGAUUUCCCAAGGGGAGCAUGCUUGUCGAAUGUUUUUUUACCCAUGUCUGAAACAACUGGAGCCUGACUUGUAUCACGUCAUAAGGAAAUAUACCAUGGGCACAGAUGAGAUCAUCCAAGGGACUGGGGGACAGCUAGUGGGUCACUUGCUGGAGAGGGACAAAGAUAACCUGGAAAAAUCUGUCGAGCAAGUGUCUGAAAAGCAGAGUACAGGGGUCCUGGAAGCUUCGGUCAAGCCAAAGACAACUUCUUACGGGGCCUCUAAAAUUAGAAAAUACCCACCAACUCAGACUCCUGGGAACAGUCCCAUUCCUCCCAUGUAUCUCCUGACUGCAUCAGGUAAGGGAGAUGUAGCUGAUAUAGAGAAUGUUCUAGAAGACAAGCAUGUCAAUGAAAUACUGUUCCCCAGAGAAAGCCCACUGGGUAUGGCAGUGGUAGAUGAGCCAGCUGAAAUCCUCAAUUAUCCAAUGACCAAGGGCUCUAGGGCAGAAGGAAAGGAUGGGAAAGAGAAGUCUCUUUUGCAAAGAGCUGCCGAAAGGGCCCGUGGGGAUGCUGCAAAGGUUCUCCAAGGAGGGAUGGGCAGCAAUAACCUAGAAAGAGACCCCAAGAUUCCCCUGAGUUUCAAUGGACCAGGUGGCCAGCCCUCCCUUCUGAGGCCAAUGCUGGAAGAAAACCUUGGGAAACCUCAUCAUUCCCAGCACAGGUCAGUUCUCCAAGAAGAGAGCCAAGGGGCACCGGUGUUCCCAGAGAAUGAGCAUCUCUUGGAUGAUGUGGAUAAGAAUGAAGACUCAGCCUCAGAUUCCACUGAGAUAAAUAGUUUGGACGAAGCCAUCAAGAUCUUGUUAACGGCUGGGGUUAAUGCAGACUCUGGCAUUGUCCACAACGCUUUCCAUCACGAUGAUCGAGCUGUCAUCCAGCUGUUGCUAAAGGACUCAGCCGCCCUUCCUCCCGAAACCAGGGAGCAGGCUCUUUUUGAAGGCGUCCGCAAGAAUCUUCCCGAAGUUGUGGCAGCCUUAGCAGAUGGAGGCACUGACCUCAAUGUGCGGAAUGAUCGCCGCUACACGCCCCUGCUCUUGGCUGCGGAGAUGGAUAGGACCGCGUGCGCAGAAAUCCUCAUCCAGAGGGGAGCCGACCUGGAGGCUAAGACGGCCAGUUUGGAGUCAGCCCUGCACCUGGCGGUGAAGACCGGAGCGGUUUACACAGCGGAGCUGCUGCUGGACAGCGGCAUGAGUCCCAACGUCGGAGGGUGGAACGGUCAGACCCCCCUCCACGUUGCGGCCUGGCACAAUAAGCACGAGAUGGUCAGCCUGCUGAUCCACGCAGGGGCCCAGAUCAACACACUAAGCACUGAGCAGAUCUCCCCGCUGCACAUCGCCUGUGAAAGGGGAAACCUGGAUACCGCUGCCCAGCUGCUCCAGCACGAAGCCGAUGCAAAUGUCAAAAAUAAGCUCUCCAUGACCCCCUUACAUCUGGCUGCCCGCGUGGGCAACAGGACCAUGGUAGAGCUUCUGCUGCAUUCUGGCGCUGACCCCAAUAUGCCUGACAAGGAAAAGAAGACACCGCUUCACUGGGCAACUUCUGGAGGUUAUCUCGAGGUGGUGAAAUCUCUGCUGAUCCACAAAGUCAGGUUUGGAGCUAAAGACAUGGACGGCUUUUCUCCCCUACACUACGCGGCCCUCAAGGGCAACAUGGAAAUGGUGAAACUCUUCCUUGAGGCUGGGAAAAGCAAAAACCUCAACGAGCGAAACAUCUACCGAAAAACCCCUCUGCAUCUGGCCGCUGAACAGGGCCACGGAGACUUGAUCAAAUUGCUGUUGAGCUGCGGGGCGGCCGUGAAUGCCUUAGACAACAACAGAGACACUCCGUUACACUGUGCUUGCAAAACUGGGCACUGGAAUUCCGUCACUUCCCUGGUAAACUGUCCUCCCCGGGAGAAACCUGACUUGCAGGCCGCCAACAGCCUUGGGAAGACACCUCUGCAGGUGGCAGAGUGCACGGCUUCCGAGAACCAAGAGCAGAUUGUGAGCCUGUUGAAAAAAAAAAUGUUCUUAACAAGAUAG
Dromiciops gliroides (monito del monte) is the source of this 2265-nucleotide messenger RNA. RefSeq names its product CARD- and ANK-domain containing inflammasome adapter protein-like. Gene Ontology annotation, molecular function: protein binding. The record is from RefSeq and is a predicted model, not a curated record. Lineage: Eukaryota; Metazoa; Chordata; Mammalia; Microbiotheria; Microbiotheriidae. Gene Ontology annotation, cellular component: nucleus. Gene Ontology annotation, biological process: regulation of apoptotic process; regulation of gene expression. The transcript has a single exon. The coding region runs from base 1 to 2265 and encodes 754 amino acids.